AUGGGUGAACAAGGCCAGGUAGUCCACGUCGAGAACGUCGAUGCACAAGAAGCCAAUGGCCGGGUACACGCAAAGACCUACAUAUUGGUCGCUGCCGUAAACAUGAUCUACGUGGCGCAGCUUUGCAGUGUCGUCGGGUCUGGCGCUCUAGCUCGUGACAUCACCGCUGUCACGGGAGGUAGUGGCAACAUUGUCUGGUUUACAUCGGUUAUUACCAUCUGCACGGCUGUGCUGAGUCCAUCGGUCAGCCAGGCCGCCGACUAUUGGGGUAGAAAGUGGCUGCUUAUUUUCUUCACGAUAUUAGGCUGUGUGGGAAGUAUUGUGGUCUCGCGAGCCAACUCACCUGGAUCGGUACUUGUCGGCUUCACGUUCAGCGGUCUUGCAUUUGGUUCGCAGGCCCUGGUCCCUACAAUAACGUCGGAGGUCUUGCCUCGAAAUUAUAGACCAUAUGCCCAAGCUGCAGUCAACGUGUCAGGGUCUCUAUCCGGCUUCGUUUCACUGCUCCUCGGAGGAGCUUUGACGCGGAACAGCAACCACGAAGGUUUCCGAACGUACUGGUACAUCUGUGCAGGGACCUUUGCGCUUUCAGCAAUCCUCACCGCAUUCCUCUACAACCCUCCUCUGCGGGAGCUUCAGCGUACGCUGAAAUUUACAGAGAAACUAAAAAAGCUCGACUGGAUCGGCUAUGCUCUGCUGACGUUGGGUCUGGCUCUUUUCUGUGUUGGGUUAUCAUGGUCGCAGAACCCAUACCCUUGGACAGACGCUCGUGUCUCAGCUCCCUUCGCUGUUGGCGUUUUCUUCACCACCGCACUAGUUCUGUACGAAUGGUUUAUCAAAGUCGAUGGCAUGAUCCACCAUCGACUAUUCCGAGGCCGAGGCCGAAACUUCCCAAUCGCGCUGUUCUGCCUGUUCGUCGAGGGUUUGGCUUUCUUCUCCGCGAACAAUUAUUUUCCCUUCGAAACAAGCAUUUUAUUCACCUCGGACCCGGUCGUGGUAGGAGCACAUUUCGGCAUUGCUUUCAUUGCAUCCAUAGUUUUCGCCGGAGUUGGCGCCGCAUACUGCUGGAAGACGAAGACCCUCCGUGAUACAACCAUGGCGGCGUUUAUCUCGUUUAUAAUAUUUUUCGUCUUGAUGGCCACGACAACUACCAAUACUCCCCAGAAUAAUUUCUGGGCCUACCCUCUCUUCCUGGGCGGCGGCCUCGCAUUGAGCGUGACAGCUCUAAUGACAGCAGCCCAGUUUGCCACUCCGGCUGAGCUAAUAUCAACAGCGACGGGAUUAGUCCUCUGUGUCCGCAACCUUGGUGCCACGGUUGGACUGGCAGUUUACAACGCCGUUUUCAACCAGUGUGUAUCUCAGAACCUUGCACCCAAAAUUGCCGCAGCAGCCUUGCCCCUUGGCCUCCCGGAGUCAUCCAUCGGCGCUCUCAUCGGUGCUCUCGUGACCGCAAACUUCGCGGGCCUGGCUGAGAUCCCAGGCGUAACAGAGGAGAUUAUUGGCGUUGCUACAGUGGCAUUAAAAGAGACGUAUCUCAUUGCGUUUCGAUACGUGUGGGUGACUGCAGGUGCCUUCUCCGCUAUCGCUUUCAUUGCAUCCUGUUUUCUAAGUAAUCCUAGCGAGGCAUUCAACUCGCAUAUCGAUGCCCCAGUUGAAGUUGAAAGCAUUGCCGAAGCCGAUAAAGCUAAGGUGUAG
Molecule: messenger RNA, 1692 nt
Organism: Venustampulla echinocandica
Lineage: Eukaryota; Fungi; Ascomycota; Leotiomycetes; Helotiales; Pleuroascaceae
Exons: 3
Coding region: 1-1692 (563 amino acids)
Biological process (GO): transmembrane transport
Cellular component (GO): membrane
Molecular function (GO): transmembrane transporter activity
Source: RefSeq, a predicted model, not a curated record